AUGACAAUCGCACCAGCUGUCGUAAAGACUAUGUCAAUUUCAGGAAAUCCGUGGUUCUGUAACAACGACCUGCUGUGGUUCCGGCAGCUACUUCGUGAUAAUCUCGAUAUCGAUAUAGAAAAACCUGGAUGUCUCGCCACGUGUGCUGCGUCACCAACCGGUUGCCCAGCCGAGGGCACUCCGCUGCGGGCAGUCGACUUCUGUUUGGAAAACGAAGAACCGCAACCACUCACUGGAAGAGCGCUAUCAUUAGUUGGAUGGAUCAUACUUGCAAUUAUCAUGACGAUUCUUCUAAUAUCGAUCUGUCUUCUCGCCAUGGUACGAUAUGGUAUGAGUCACCGACGGAAAAAACAAAAGGACCAAGAGAUCGAAGACGAGGCUCGAUUUAUGUCGUCUGCAGCAUCGAUGUAUGGCGGUGGUGGUAUAUCGGCUAUAGAUCGCCCGUACUCCACUCUACCACCGGUAAAUCUCGAUCUACCACCUGCUCACACUCUUGACGAUCGGCCAACUAACUACUUCUAUUGA
Cooperia oncophora is the source of this 525-nucleotide messenger RNA. The record is from the annotation of a GenBank genome assembly. NCBI's taxonomy places the organism in Eukaryota, Metazoa, Nematoda, Chromadorea, Rhabditida, Trichostrongylidae.